This is a messenger RNA of Mytilus californianus (California mussel), 2006 nucleotides long. Its product is annotated as microtubule nucleation factor SSNA1-like. The record is from RefSeq and is a predicted model, not a curated record. The coding region runs from base 108 to 464 and encodes 118 amino acids. The transcript has 3 exons. Gene Ontology annotation, cellular component: ciliary basal body; centrosome. NCBI's taxonomy places the organism in Eukaryota, Metazoa, Mollusca, Bivalvia, Mytilida, Mytilidae.
UAUGACGUAGUACUCAUUUUUGCUUAUCAACACAAAAAGUGCAAACAAGUUUUGACAGCGAAACUCAAAUUUUCUUCAUUCAUUUUUUGCUCUCAAGCGCCCUUAAUAUGUCGCAACAAGGGGCUGCUUUACAGAGUUAUAAUAACGAACUCGUAAAAUGUAUAAAUGACCUCUGUCAAAAGAGGGAUGAUCUCCAUAAACAAAUUCUUCAAGAAGAGGAGGAGAAACAAAAAUUACAAAAUGACAUUAGAAUCCUAACAGAGCGAUUAGCUAAAGUCAAUGAAAGUCUAAGUAAAAAGAUGAGUUCCAGAAAUGAAUUUGAUAAGACUAUCGCUGAAACUGAAUCAGCAUAUAUGAAGAUUUUGGAGAGUUCACAGACCUUACUGAAUGUAUUAAAACGAGAAUCCCAUACUCUUAAGGACAAAGGAGGGCAGAGCACCAGAGUCCAUUCCCAGGUCUCAUAGACACAUCAGCUGUUUAUAUAACUAUCUUUGAGCUUUUAACAUUAGGGUGAUAUCUCACACAGCAUUGACGAUUGUUUUCACCAUUCUAAUAAGUCAUGACAAUUAUACAUUAUUUUUUAUACAUUUUUUUUUAAAGUCGUUCUGUGUAAACUUGUGAGCUUUGGCAUCCUAAAAUUUUGAUACAAUUUUUUUUAAAACAUUUUAACUCAUGAAAUCUGGACUUGAUUAUUUGAGAAGUGGUAAUUGACUAAAUGUGCCUUAAGAAGAAAAAAAUAGAAUACUAGUACUAAUGCAUACAUGUACAAAAUGUGCAUAUAAAAUAAGUGGGGCUGAACAAUUUUAUAUUUUAAAACUGAAAUUUAAAUAAAAUGUGUUUAAUUCAAAGCUUAGUGUUUGCAGCAAGAAAAUGGAACUGUUUCUGUUCUUCUAUGCCUUGAAUACACAUACUAUUUAAUAACACAGAAAAUUGUCAAUUUGUCGAUUCAGAAUCUAAUGCAUUCUGGGUAAUAUUUUCAAAAGGGUACACCAAAACGUUGUGAUUGGCUAACAAGGUCCUUAACAAUGAAAUUCAACCAAUAGUGUGUCGUUGUUUUGAAUUUGGAGUACAAACAAUGAAAUUACCCAUAGUCCUUUAGAUUCUGAAUGGUGAAUUGUACACAUUACUGACAUUCCAAUCAUCUGUUUUGUUCAUAUUUCAGUGGUCCUUGAAUACAUGUACAUGUUUAGUAGUAGAACUCUUACACUGUGUGAAGUUUUCACUGUUGCUGAAGGUCAUGUAUUUCAGGCUGUCUUUGCCCCGUCAGUAGUACUUUAGUCUGAUUUGUGCUAUACAGAGUGCUUUCUACAAUCCUGUGAUAUUUAUACUUUCUUCCAUGCACUCCCAGGGAAUGGUAAUUGCACAUAAGUUUGAAAUGUACAUGCACCUGUAAUUUUCUCUUUCAAUUGAUAGAUAGCAACGGUGGUCCAAGAUCUUUUUGAAAAAAAAAAUGAUUCUGCAAUUCAACACUAAAGAUUUUUCAAUGAAUUUAUUUAUGGUUUUGUAAAAGGAAAAUAAAAAUAAAUAAGGAAUUUGUAAAAAUGAAUGGAUAAAUAUAUAAAUCUCGACAUUGACUUUUUUUUCGUAUUUGAAUCGGAAACAUAAACAUAUUGCAUCUUGUGUAUCAUUCCAAGAAGUUGUAAAAAUAAAAACAAACAAAAAAUCCUUUUCUUGGUUUUAUUAAGGAACAUAUUUACAUUUGUCUUUUUCUCAAUUUUUUGUAUGACAAAUAAUAACACAUUUGUUCAUUGUAUUUAUAUAUAUAUUUUUAUGUUGACUGAUAUUUAAUGGUAAACAACAAGAGAUCUUAACACUGAAAUACAAGAAUUUUUCAAAUUUAUUAACAGCUACCAAGAUUAUGGACAUCUUAGGACUCUUUUUUAAUAAAAUUAGCUGUGGAAAGUUUAUUUAUUUAUUGAGGCACAGUACACAGUGUUAAAGUCUCUGUAUGUUGGAUACCAGGUUUUGUAUGAUAUUUUGAACAUAAAAAUAAAACUGAUACAUAC